This is a messenger RNA of Talaromyces rugulosus, 1332 nucleotides long. RefSeq lists its product as uncharacterized. Lineage: Eukaryota; Fungi; Ascomycota; Eurotiomycetes; Eurotiales; Trichocomaceae. Gene Ontology annotation, biological process: protein peptidyl-prolyl isomerization. Gene Ontology annotation, cellular component: nucleus. Bases 1 to 1332 code for a protein of 443 amino acids. Gene Ontology annotation, molecular function: RNA binding; peptidyl-prolyl cis-trans isomerase activity. The transcript has 4 exons. The record is from RefSeq and is a predicted model, not a curated record.
AUGAGCGUGCUACUCGAGACCUCGCUGGGUGACCUGGUCAUCGACCUGCUGGUGGACGUGUCUCCCAAGGCCUGCGAAAACUUCCUCAAGCUAUGCAAAGUCAAGUAUUACAACUUUUCCCCGGUGCACAGUGUCCAAAAGAAUUUCACGUUUCAAACUGGCGAUCCAAUCGGACCUGGCUCCUCCGACAGCGAUGGUGGCUCUUCGAUAUGGGGUCUCCUGCGCGGCCCUUCGCACAAAACGUUCACCGUUGAAAUACCGCCCAAAUUAAAACACACAGAAAGGGGAACCGUGAGCAUGGCAACGGCACCCUCUUCGACUGACCCGGAUGAGCGUCUGGCGGGCAGUCAGUUCAUUAUUACGCUGGGCGAUAGUCUGGAUUACCUGGAUGGCAAGGCGGCCAUCUUCGGCAAGGUGGUUGAAGGCUUCGAUGUCCUUGAGAAGAUAAAUGAGUCUUUUAUCGAUGACAACGGUAGACCUCUCAAGGAUAUUCGUAUCCGGCACACAGUGAUUCUCGAUGAUCCUUAUGACGACCCGCCCGGCCUGAAUGAACCUCCUGAAAGCCCGGUGCCGUCCAAGGCCCAAUUAGCCACCGUUCGGAUCGCCGAUGACGAAGAUCUGGACGAAGACAUGGAUGAAGAAGCAAUGGAGAAACUUCGACGAGAACGGGAAGCACGAGCUCAAGCUUUGACUCUGGAAAUGGUGGGAGACCUUCCUUUUGCCGAAGUGAAGCCCCCAGAGAAUGUGCUUUUUGUCUGCAAACUCAAUCCCGUCACUCAGGACGAAGAUUUACAGUUGAUCUUCAGUCGCUUUGGACAGAUCCUGUCGUGUGAAGUGAUUCGCGACAAACGAACAGGAGAUAGUUUGCAAUAUGCGUUUAUUGAAUUCGACAACCAAAAGGACUGUGAGCAAGCUUAUUUCAAGAUGGAGGGCGUCUUGAUUGACGAUCAUCGAAUUCACGUCGAUUUCUCACAGAGUGUCUCCAAGCUCUCCGACACCUGGCGACAAGCUACGAUUUCCAAACGACAAGGCGGCGGCUUCGGCGGUAUAUCGAGUCUUGAACGGAAACGCCAAUACCGUGCUGCUGACAACCGUGGUCGCCCUGACCGUUACGGCAUGGUCUUUGACAAGGACGAGAUGCGCCGGCGUCCAGACACGGACACCAAAUCAGCACGGCCUGAAAGGUCACGCAGUCGUAGCCCCCGGCAGGGGUCUUACCGAGGUAGAGAUGAUGACAGACGUGAUGACCGACGGCGCCAUGACCGAGAUGGGGGUCGCGAGAGGGGUCGGGGAUCUUACAAUCGCAGAGAACAAGACCGACAGCGCAGGUGA